GGAGCCCACCGCCUGACUCCCAAAACGAACACCAUUUCCGGUCCACCCCAGAGCGGCCGCCCUCUUCGCUCUGAGGCAGCUACCGCAGGCCCCGCGGCUUCGCCUUCACGCCCGCCACGAUGCACUUGCCGCCCACCUUGCUGCCCGAGCCGCCCUCGCAGGUGCGCCAGAGCUACCACCCCGACUGCGAGGCCGCCGUCAACAGCCAUUUCAACCUGGAGUUCCACGCCUCCUUAGUGUGCCUGGCCACGGCCGUUUACCUCGACCGCGACGACGUGGCCUUGAAGCACUUCACCCGGUUCUUCCUGCGCCGCUCCCGCGAGCACAGCAUGCGGGCCCGGUGCCUGAUUCGCCUGCAGACCCAGCGCGGGGGCCGCCUCGACUUCCAAGACAUCAGGAGCCCAGUCAGUGUCAACUGGAAGAGCGGCCUCAAGGCCAUGAAGUGCACCUUGUUCCUGGAAAAGUUCAUGAACCACAGCCUGCUCCACCUGCACCAGCUGGCCAUCGACAAGAGCGACCCCUACCUGCACCACUUCCUGGCAACUCACUACCCCAGCCAGCAGGUGGCGUUCAUCAGGGAGCUGGAGGGUCAUGUCACCAGCCUGAGCAUGAUGGGGGCCCCGGACGUCGACCUGGCAGGGUCCCUCUUUGACAAGCUCACCCUGGGCAACAGCGAUAAGAACUGA
Messenger RNA from Orcinus orca (killer whale), 686 nucleotides. Its product is annotated as ferritin heavy chain-like. Bases 120 to 686 code for a protein of 188 amino acids. Gene Ontology annotation, molecular function: ferric iron binding; ferrous iron binding. NCBI's taxonomy places the organism in Eukaryota, Metazoa, Chordata, Mammalia, Artiodactyla, Delphinidae. The record is from RefSeq and is a predicted model, not a curated record. Gene Ontology annotation, biological process: iron ion transport; intracellular iron ion homeostasis. The transcript has a single exon. Gene Ontology annotation, cellular component: cytoplasm.